AUGGCAAAGGCGGUCCGUAAUCAAUCGGUUAUAGCGCAAGCCAGUUUUCGUUUGGGUGAUGUUUACCGAAAAUCAGAAGACUAUGAAAAAGCUGUUAGCUGUUUAAAAGAAAGUUUAGAAAUAAGCACGGUUAUUGGUGAUCAGUUAUUAAUGGCAAUAAACAAUAAUAGUUUAGGUUUUAUUUAUUUAUGUUCAAAUGAGUGUGAAAAAGCGGUUGGCUACUUUAAGAAAAUGUUAGAAUUUGGAAUAGCAAUGGACGAUGAAAAAAAUAUAGCGAAUGCGAAUUUUAGUUUGGGCCAUUGUUACGAGCAACUUGAAAGAAAUAAAGAGGCGCUUCACUAUUUCGAAGAAAUGUUAAGAUUUGUGACCGCUAUUGGCGACUUGAAAGGAAAAGCUCUCAGUAAUUCAUGUUUGGGUGGUGUUUAUCAACGAUUAAAAGACUAUGAAAAGGCUAUCAACCAUUUCAAAGUUAGUGUGGAAGUUUGCAAAGCCAUUAGUGAUCAGUCAUUAAUGGUGGAUAACAAUAUAAGUUUAGGCAAUAUUUAUUACUGUUUAGAAAAGUGGGAAAUUGCAAUUGACUAUUAUAAGAAAACUUUAGAUUUGGCAGUAGCAAUACGCGAUAUAAGAAUAAUAGCACAGGCCUAUCGCAGUUUAGGUCAUUGUUACGGGCAGCUAGGAUGGAAUAAAGAGGAAGUUCACUGUUUUAAGGAAAUGUUAAGACAUAUGACCACAAUUGGUGACCAAAAAGGAAUAGCUGAUAGCAAUGACCGUUUGGGCAGAAUCUAUUACAGUUUAGGGGAAAACAGAAAAGCACUUGAUUAUUACACACGAGCUUUAAACAUAUAUAGAUGUAUUGAUCAAAAGAAACAAAUUGAAUAUAUCAGUAUCAAUUUGGGCAAAGUUCACAAGAAUUUAGGUGAAUACAGCAAGGCCAUCGACUGGUUCAGAAAAUCUUUAGAGAUUGCAAAAGCGGUCCAUAACCGAUCAGGUAUAGCACUGGCCAAUUUCUAUUUGGGUGAUGUUUACCAAAGAUCAAAUGACUAUGAAACGGCUAUUAGUUACUUGAAAGUUAGUUUGGAAGCUAGCAGGGCCAUUGAUGAUCAGCCAUUAAUGGUAGAAAAUAGUAACAGUUUAGGCGAUAUUUAUUAUUGUCUAGGAAAGUGGGAAAUUGCAAUUGGCCAUCAUAAGAAAACUUUAGAUUUGGCAGUAGCAAUGGGCGAUCAAAGACUAAUAGCAGAAGCCAAUGGCAGUUUAGGUCAUCGUUACUGUCAACUAGGAAGGAAUGAAGAGGCACUUCACUGUUUUGAGGAAAUGUUAAGACUUGUAACCGCUAUUGGCAACCAGAAACGAAUAGCUUAUAGCAAAGACCGUUUGGGCGGAAUCUAUUAUAGUUUGUGUGAAAAUAGAAAAGCACUUGAUUAUUACAAACAAGCUUUAAACAUAUAUAAUGCUAAUGAUGACAAGAAAGAAAUUAAAGGUAUCAGUAAAAAAAUAGGUGAUAUUUACAUGGGCUUAGGAGAAUACAGCAAGGCCAUCGACUGCUUCAGAACAACCUUAGAGAUGGCAAUGAUACUCCAUGACCAAUUUGGUAUAGCAAAAGCUAAUCAAAGUUUGAUUCAUGUUUACCAAAUAUUAGGAGAGAACGAAAAGGUCAUUAACUAUUUAGAAAAAAGCAUAGAAAUUGGCACGGCUAUUGAUGAUUCUGCAAUAAUAGCAGGAAACAAUAUCUGUUUAGGUAAUAUCUAUUAUUCUUGCGGAAUUUUUCAAAUAGCAAUUAACCACUACAAGAAAGCAUUAGACUUAUUUGUAGCAAACGGCGACCCAAGGGCAAUAGCAGUGGGCAAUAUAAACGUGGGAUCUUGUUACUAUAAUCUCGGCAAAUGCGACGAGGCUAUGAAGUAUGUCCGAAGGGGUUUAGAAACUGCCACUAUUAUUGGAGAUCGACAAGUAAUAGGGGAAAUAUAUAGAAAUAUGGGCAUUAUAUAUGAACGGUUAGGGGAUAAGGAAAAAGCCAUUGAAUAUUGUAGAAAAAGUUUAAAAAUAGGCAAGGAUAUUGGCAAUUCGCAGCUGGUAGCAUAUAGUUAUGAAGAUCUUAGCCAUAUCCAUCUGCGUUUAGGAGAAUAUAAAGCUGCAUCAUCAUAUUUAGUAGAAUCUAUUACAAUUUUAGAUGAGCUGUUCCGAAAUACAGUCCCAGAUGAGAACAAACUAACCUUCACCGAACGUUAUUGUAAAGCCCAUAGGGUUUUAAUGAAUUGUUUUGUUUGGUGGGGGCGCAUAGAAUCCGGAUUAUUAGUGAUUGAUCUGGGAAGAGCUAAAGGGCUUCAUUUUUAUAUUGAAAGAAAACAAAUUUUAGAUACAGAAUUGCUUCCUUACGCACAAUCUAUAUGGAGCAAAAUCGAGAAAGGGGAGGAAAAUCAAGAAAUAGAGCGAAUACAGAAAAUUUUCCAGGUUGAAAAUGAUAAAACUUCAAUAGUGGUAUUUGCUUUUGAAAGUAUAAGUGCUCUGAAUGUUUGGGUUUUAAAUAGUGAUGUCACCUUUAAGUGCUUGAUGUCAGAUGCAGCAUCUCAUAUAUUGAUGCCCCUGAUAAGUGAGCUUUUCACAAGGACAAGCGUCAAAGUUAAUCGAGAUUCGUCAUUUUUUAAACUUGAUUCACUUGCGAAUGAACAUAGUUUUGAUAGUCACAUGAUCUCACCGCGAAACAAGCUGUGUAAAGAAGAAACGUUUGAAGACUUGCACGGAAAAAAUCCGAGCGGCGAUAAUUCCAGCGAUGAAACUAUUCUGAAAAAACUGUUCGAUCUUCUCAUUCAACCGAUAAGAGAUGCCGUCAAAGGAAAUAAGCUCAUUGUUGUUCCUGACAUGCAAUUGUUCUUUAUUCCCUUUUCUUCAUUGAUUGAUGAAAAUGGGAGGUAUUUAUCUCAGAGUUACAGCAUUCAAGUAACGCCCUCAUUACACACUUUGACGUUCACUAAAGAACAACCCCAUGACUCUGACCUCGGUUUUGCGUUGUUCGUUGGUAAUCCAAAAGUUGGAAAGGUUUCUUUUUAUGGCACAGAUUCAACACCUGCCGACCUACCCAAAGCAGCCGAGGAAGUUGCAAGUCUUGCAAAGCUUUUUGCAGCAAGGCCUCUGGUAAAAGGUGAAGCGAAAAAACAGCUUGUUCUCGGACUUCUAAGCGGUGCUAGUAUAAUUCAUAUUGCUGCUCAUGGUGAACCAGAGAGAGGUGAAAUAAUGCUUGCUCCUGACCUUUCUUUAAACGAACCAUCUUCUUCUCUUCCUAAUACAGAUUCCUAUCUCCUCACGCAGAAUGAUAUUACUAGUAUUUCAUUACGAACUCGCUUGGUCGUCCUAUGCUGUUGUCACACAGGGCAAGGUGAGAUUUCUUCAGAAGGUGUCAUAGGUAUAGCUCGGUCUUUUCUUGCUGCUGGAGCUCGCUCUCUUCUCGCCACACUCUGGCCCAUUUGCGAUGACGCAACAAAGGAGUUUAUGGAAGCAUUCUACAACGAACUGCUUCAGGAAACACCAGUUUGUGAAGCUUUAAGAAGGGCAAUGAACCUCUUUCAGCAACACGAAAGAGAAUAUUACCGCUCCUUUUUAAUUUGGGCUCCAUUUACUCUCUAUGGAGAGGAUGUGAUGUUUACAAGGUGCGACAUUGAAAGGAUCCGAGAAAAAUCCAGUGAAACUCUACCCGAGUGUGGUUUUGCGUUGUUUGUUGGUAAUCCAACGUCAGACUUGCCUAAAGUCACCGAGGAGGUUAAUUCUCUGUCAAAGCUUUUCAGAACCAAGGCCUUCGUGGAGGGCGAAGCCAGGAAACAGGUUUUGCUGGGACUGUUGAGCGGGGCAAGUAUUAUCCAUAUUUCUGCACAUAUUGAACCUAAUCAAUGUGCAAUAAUGCUUUCUCCAUGUGUCUCCUGGAAUCAAGGUUCUUCCACUCAGGAUCUUUUAACGCAACAGAACGUUCGGGGCAUUCCUUUGAAAGCUGUCUUGGUUGUUUUAUGCCUACGUUAUUCUGGGCAAGACAAAGUCUCUCUAAAAUGUGUUAAAACUUUAGCUCUGUCUUUUCUUGAAGCAGGAGCUCGCUCUGUUCUUACCAGACUAAGGCACAAUGACGAUGAUGCAACAACGGAGUUUAUAAAAGCAUUUUAUAAUCAUUUACUGCAAAAUUCAUCAGUCAGGGAAGCGCUAGAGAAGACAAAGAAACUCUUUGAAAAUCACGAUAGAGAGUCGCAUCGAUCCUUUGUAGGUCGUUUUCCGUUUACAAUCUACGGAGAAGAUGUGAUGCUUGAAAAACAUGAUAUCGAAACGAUAAGAGAGAAAUCUCGCAAAAUGUUUUCUGAUUUUGUUGUAUUACCACCUGAUGAACUUACUGGUUCGCUUGCAAAUCUUAACCUGCAAGAUAAACCAUAG
This is a messenger RNA of Dendronephthya gigantea, 4404 nucleotides long. Its product is annotated as tetratricopeptide repeat protein 28-like. The transcript has a single exon. The record is from RefSeq and is a predicted model, not a curated record. The coding region runs from base 1 to 4404 and encodes 1467 amino acids. Gene Ontology annotation, molecular function: protein binding. Lineage: Eukaryota; Metazoa; Cnidaria; Anthozoa; Malacalcyonacea; Nephtheidae.